Carlito syrichta (Philippine tarsier) is the source of this 987-nucleotide messenger RNA. It is a transcript of the gene FFAR2, whose product is annotated as free fatty acid receptor 2. NCBI's taxonomy places the organism in Eukaryota, Metazoa, Chordata, Mammalia, Primates, Tarsiidae. Gene Ontology annotation, molecular function: G protein-coupled receptor activity. The transcript has a single exon. The coding region runs from base 1 to 987 and encodes 328 amino acids. Gene Ontology annotation, cellular component: plasma membrane. The record is from RefSeq and is a predicted model, not a curated record. Gene Ontology annotation, biological process: cellular response to fatty acid; G protein-coupled receptor signaling pathway.
AUGACCUCCGAUACUCGAAACUUGGGAAUUCUCAUCAUUUACAUCAUAUCCUUUGCCAUCGGUCUCCCUGCCAACCUCCUGGCCCUACGGGCCUUCGUGGGACGGGUCCGCCAGCCCCACCCUGCCCCUAUCCACAUCCUCCUGCUCAGCCUGACGCUGGCAGACCUCCUCCUCCUGCUGCUGCUGCCCUUUAAGAUGGUUGAGGCUGCCCGUGAUUUCUCUUGGCCCCUGGGGGAGAUCCUCUGUGCCCUCGUUGGCUAUGGCUUCUAUAGUGGCAUCUACUGCAGCACGUGGCUCCUCGCUGGCAUCAGCAUCGAGCGCUACCGCAGCGUGGCCUUCCCCGUGCAGUACAAGCUCUCCCGCCGGCCCCUGUAUGGAGUGAUUGCCGCUCUGGUCUCCUGGAUCUUGUCCUUCGGACACUGUAGCAUUGUGAUCAUCGUUCAAUACUUACCAACCAACACCACGAUGACAGAUGCCAAUGGGCACCCUGUCUGCUAUGAGAACUUCACCCAAGAGCAGCUGAAGGUGCUGCUGCCUGUGCGACUGGAGCUGUGCCUUGUGCUCUUCUUUAUCCCCAUGGCAGUCACCAUCUUCUGCUACUGGCACUUUGUGUGCAUCAUGCUCUCCCGGCCUCAGGUGGGGACCCAGAAGCGCUGGAGAGCUGUUGGGCUGGCCGCUGUGACUCUCUUCAACUUCCUGGUUUGUUUUGGGCCCUACAAUGUGUCUCAUGUGGUGGGGUUCUUCCAGGGGAAGAGUCAACAAUGGCGGGCCUGUGUAGUGUUGUUGAGUGCUCUCAAUGCUUGCGUUGACCCCUUGAUUUUCUAUUUCUCCUCCUCAGCUGUGCGCAAAGCCUUUGACAGAGGGCUACAGAGGCUGAAGAACUGGGGGGUCUCACUGUCAGGGUGGUGGAGAAGAGCUGGAGGGCUGGCCGCAGAGACCAGAAAUGGGAGUUUAGGUAUGGCCAAUGUCAGCUUCACAGGCCAGUAG